UGCAGUAAAUGUUUCAUUUAUAGUUUUAUAUUUUGUAAUAUUGUUAUUGUGUGAUAUCUUAUUGGACUUGUACACUGUGGACUACAUCCCUCUGUGCUGCUGUGUGUAUUUUGAAUUUUCUUCACAGAAUUAGACGAAAUGCUGAGAUGUCGGUCUACUGUGUAUAUUUUUUAUUUUUUAUUAUUUAUAGUUUGUGGCUUUGAAACAAUUCAUUCAUUUAUGCUUCUAAUAGUAUGUUGCUCCAGGACACUUCGACAUGCAGCGGGAGGAGCCGGGGAUCGAACCCGCAACCUCUCGCUCUUCCUCUGAGAGACCGCCGCAAAGACAGCCGAUCUCCGGGAGGGGCCAGGACAGGUGGAGAGGGGGCAAUGUUGUAAAACUAGGAAAUGAACCCUCUCUUCCACGCCCCCCUCUGUAUCCGGAGUAUUUUCGGGAGAUGGGUGGGGCAGGUCUCACAAUCUGCUCCAGGAUCAGCUCUUUGUUCAGACGCUGCCAUGAUGUCUCCUCAUUGGAAACUAGUGACUGCAGACGCUCACAAUGAAACUUUAUGAAAAGUAAAGUUUUUAUAAAUCUUCUAUAAAAGAUUAAGGACACACUGACACAUCGAUGCAGUGAUGAAGAGGAGCGCUGGACCGAUGCUGAUCAUUCUUUCUCUACUAACGGACGCAGUCUCAGCAAACUCACAGUUGAUUUGUUCACAUCAACCAAUCACAGCCCUGGCUGGUGAUGAUGUCAUUCUACCAUGUCACCUUGAACCUCCCAUCAGUGUUUCUGAUGAGACAGUGGUGUGGACCAGACCUGAUUUAGACCCAAAGUACAUCCAUGUUCACCAGGAUGGAAGAUUUAUGUUUGAAAAUCAAAAUCCAUCUUAUAAUUUCCGGACAAGAGUGUUUGUGGAUGAACUGAUGACAGGAAACGUCUCCAUGAAAAUCUUCAAAGUGAAAGUUUCUGAUACAGGAAGAUACCAAUGUGCCCUUCCCUCAUUACAGAAGGAAGCUUCCAUCCAGCUCAUUGUUGGAGAGUCUGAUGUGAUUGGCUCAGACAAACCAGUUACAGUAACAGUCGGUGAUAACGCCAUCCUGCCAUGUCACCUGGAGCCUCCAUUCAAUGUGAGGACUCUAACGGUGGAGUGGACACAUGAUGGAGAAUAUGUGCACGUCAGUCGACAUGGGAAGGACUAUCUAACUGAUCAGGAUGAGAACUUCAGAAAUAGAACAUCUGUCUUCUAUGAAGAAAUGAUCAGAGGAAACAUUUCACUAAAACUGACCAACGUAACUGAACUGGAUGCUGGAAGUUACACCUGCAAUGUUCCCAAACUGCAAAGUCAGGUCAGGAGAGGCUUCAUUAACCUCACUGUUGAGCCAAUGGGAGGUCAGACUGGUGAUAUCAGUCGUAGCACUGGUAUUAGCACUGGUGCUAUAACUGGCAUUGCUCUUGGUGUCAUUGCUGUCAUUGCCAUUGUUGCAGUUGCUGUAUCGAAGAAUCGUAGAAAGAUCACGACGGACUGUGCAACACGCAACACGACAGGACGAAACGGGCAGAACAGGGAAGGUAGUCAGGAGGACAAUGCUGAGGACAAUACAGAGGACAAUACAGAGGACAAUGCUGAAGACAAUGUAGAGGACAAUGAUGCAGACAAUGCAGAGGACAGUGAUGGGGACAGUGAUGGGGGUAAUGGUGAGAAUAUAGGUAUGCUCAACUUAAGAAAUGUCAGCUAGUAAGAAAAAAUAGCUGUUCUGAAGGCUGCAUGACAGAGCAGGUGACUUGGCCAGAUCCAGCCACUAGGGGCGCUAUCGCGCUCAAUCGGGCCGAGUGCUGCUGCUUGUGAGGGAGAGGAGUAGAGACUGACGACGGUGAGACGUGUGUAUGGCGGGCAGUAGAAGUUGUGUUUGCUACUUUGUAUCAGUUGAUCUGCCGUUUGUGGUUCAGUGUGCGUCCAGAGAAACUUAAGUUAUGUUGUUUAUUUGCUGGAUGUAAUGUCAUUGUUGUAUAUUUUAUCAGUUUAUAUGUCUGCUGGUUGAGAUUAUAUCUGGUUCUACAAUGCAUAUUUCUACUAGUGUUAACUCUUACCUCUGAUGGUGUAAAUGGUAAUUUAUGUUAUAUUUAUUCCACUGACCAUUUCCUUUGUUGUCAGUUAAUAUGGGAUAUAUCAUAUAAUGUAUAUUCCUUCUUUAUAUGAUGUUCAUAUAAUUUCAUGCUAAGGAUGAUUAUAUUAUUAUUUAAUUUGUGUGCUAUAGUUAAGCACAUUGUGACCUGUUAUUGAUGGCUGUUAUUGUUUUGGGUUAUUCCAGAACCACACUGGAUUAAAGCGCCAUAAAUGGAUUGAUUGUCUCCUUCCUAAUUUGUAUCUAAGUCUUGGGGGAACUUUAGGUCCGUUCUAGCAGACGCACACUUCGCGAUUACGAAUCAGAGAAGCCAGUCUACUAUCUUUGAGCCUCCGCCACAAUAGCUUUUGUUCCAUCCACAUUUUAUCAGGUGUUUUAUGAGCUAUAAUAAUAAUACUAAUAAUAAUAUUAUAAUUAUUAUUAAUAAUAAUAAUGAUAAAGAUAAUGGCAGUGAUAAUAAUAGUAAUACUAGUAUUUUUUAUUUAUUUUAUUUAUUUAUUAUUAUUAUUGUUUUGUGCGGUUUUGUUUUGGUGUUUUUGCGUCACGUUAUCUUGUUUUACUGCCCUUGAAGAACUCUAGAAUCCGUUUACUGUAUAUAAAAUGUUUUUAUUAUAGAACCUUGUCAUUUGGUCCAAUAUUCACAACCAACAUUACAAUUUGAUUGAAUUAGUAUUAAGUAAUUGUGUUUUUUUGUGCAGUUAGCAAUGUUUGAAGUAGCAAAUACAGACAGUACAACCAUUUCAUCCAGAACUUCUUUCUAUGUGAAUGUUGAUUCUUGAUUAAAAUGCAGCUGCAGGGAAUUGUUCAGAAGUUCUUCCUGAUGUGUUGAUUAAAUUUGACCAGAAGGGACAAUAAAAAGCACUUAAAGACUGUUAUUAUUUUAAGGUCACUACAUAUAUAUUUUUUAUAUUUGGGUUUUAUAUGCAUAUUUUUUUAUUUUUUUAUGACUGUGCUGCUUUUUUGUGUGUUUUGCUUCAUUUUAUCUUGUCUUGCUGCCUUGUGAUGAUUGUAUUUUAAAACACAUUGUACUACUAGAACUCAUUUGAUAUAAAAUGUUUUUAACUUGUACCUGACAUUUUGUUCUUAUUUGGUCUGAUAUUUUGGGGAAGUGCAGAAUCUUUAAGUUUAUUGCAGCUGACCAAUUAAUGUUCUACAACACUGAACUGAAAGAAGAAAAUCAAAGUCAGUCUGAGUUUGUUAGAACUUCAUUGUGUAUAACUCUCAGUAAUUAAUAGUAGAAUAUUUAAAGGAUAUUAAUGUUCAUUUCUCAAUGCACAAACAGAAUGAUGCUACCUGAACAACAUGAAGCUGCAAUAGUUCAAUGUAUUACUGUAUGUGAGAGUGUACCACUGUAGCUCCAACCUUUACUUAUACUGUCUCUUACUUUAAACCAAAACACCAAUGCAAUGGAUUUUUCUCUAUUACAUUUUUUAAUGGGCGUGUACUUCUGAUGGUAUAGCGCCAUAUCCUCCUUCACUGCCAUCAGCAAAGUGGAGCAACUGAGUGCGUACAGGUGGUCCAAAGUCCUGUGGUUUCAAGCAGCUGCAGUCAACCAGUUGAUCCACUGCUGCCAUAUGACUGAAUGUCUUGAUCCCAGCCACAGUUCUUUCAAUGAGUUUGCUUCCGGUCUUUGCUGUCCAUGUGGAAGUUGAAGGUGUCUCUCUCCACAUGCUUUUGGAGCCCUAAAGCUCUUUCCCCUGUGAUCAGCUUUAAUAGCAGGCUAGGUGAGAACAUUUUCCAGAUAAGCUGCUGUGAUCUUUGUUUCUCUUGUAGGAGAGCGUUGGCUGUUUCAAAGCCUCUCUCUCUCUCUCUCUCUCUCUGCUGGCUUGUAUUUAGUUGUCGAAUGAACAUUUCAGAUAUUUCACUUUGCCUUUGUACAAUCUGUAGCGUGGAACUGUCACCAACUGCAUGUGCAACCAGUUAUUUUUGCUCUUGUGAAAGGUUUUAUUUUCCAUUCAUGUUGUGGAGUUUUUCAUCUUCAUCUUUCUUGGCCUCUGCUUUCUACUGUAAUGUAUGUGAGUGAAUUACUGAUUGAUCAUUUGACCUGAACAGAAAUCACACUGAUGAUGAUGAUGAUGAUGAACAUGGGAUGGGCAUUGAAGUCAAACUUCUUCUCAUGAUAUGUCUCAAGCACAAAUUGUCUAAUUUUGCUGCUUUUGUGUUUUCAUUAAUAUUUGAAUGUCUUUGUUUACUGAAUUUGGAGCAGAUGAUGUCGGUAAAAACUCUGAGUUCAAAAACAAUGAGCUUCAAAGUUGUUUGUGUAUAAGCAGCCACAUUUGCAUAUUAUUUUUACUAUUUGUGGGAUAGAAAUUCUCAUUGUAAAAUAAAAGUGCUGUUUGAUUGUG
Dicentrarchus labrax (European seabass) is the source of this 4450-nucleotide messenger RNA. RefSeq names its product CD276 antigen-like. NCBI's taxonomy places the organism in Eukaryota, Metazoa, Chordata, Actinopteri, Moronidae. The coding region runs from base 615 to 1718 and encodes 367 amino acids. The transcript is spliced from 6 exons. The record is from RefSeq and is a predicted model, not a curated record.